AUGAAGGGCCUUUGGGGAAUAAUCGUUGCGGUUCUGGCGUUUGCGCCGCUAGCCAUUGCUCAGAUGCCAGGUUGCGCCCUUACCUGUCUUAUGUCGGCACUUCCAGCAUCCUCAUGUGCUGCAACCGACCAACCGUGUAUCUGUGCUGAUACUGCUCUGAAUGCUCAUGUUAUGGCAUGCAUCCAGACUACAUGCACAGUCAAGGAACAACUCACGACUGCAAAUGCGACAGCUGUUGCCUGUGAUGCGCCAGUACGAAACAAGACGUCCACAUAUGCUAAAUUUACGAUAAUAUUCUAUUGUUUGUCUACCGUAGCGGUAAUCAUCCGCAUGAUCACAAUCUUCGGGAUGGGCCAAGAAUUUGGAUAUGAUGACGGCUGCGUAAUAUUUAUAUUCUUUAUCAAUACGGCAAUCAUGGUAUUGGCUAUUACUGGACUCACGAGAUAUGGCAUCGGGCAAGAUAUUUGGAAACUCCCCUUCGAUUCAAUUACCAACGCACUCUUUUACUUCUGGGUCUCGGAGCCGCUUUACUAUCUAGAGGCACCACUCAUUAAAAUUGCUUUCCUCCUCUUCUUUCAUCGCAUAUUCACGGACCAGACGAUCACCCGUAUUAUUUGGACCCUCAUCGCUGUCAAUGUCAUGGUUAUAAUCACUUUCGUGGUCGCUCUUUGCUUCAUUUGCCGACCCAUUAGUUACUCCUGGAAUUCAUGGGAUGGCGAACACACUGGUACCUGCGGGAAUGCAAAUGCCCUGGCAUUCUCUAAUGCAGGGAUAUGCAUCCUCUUAGACUGCAUUAUAAUUGCUCUUCCUAUAACCAGAAUAAUGGCAUUGCAAUUAUCACUGAGAAGAAGAAUCAGUAUUUUAUUCAUGCUUUGUGUUGGGACUUUCGUCACAAUUGUAAGCAUCCUUCGACUGCAAUCUCUAGUAACAUUCGAAAAUACUGCCAAUCCAACCUGGGAUUUCUAUGGCACUGGCAUCUGGUCCACUAUGGAACUUGAUGUCGGUAUUAUCUGUCUCUGUAUGCCUAGCUUGCGUGCCUUUCUUAUCCGGCUUUUCCCCACACUCAGUUCCCGAAACCGUAGUCAAUAUCCCUCGAUUCGGAUGCAAUCAGACACCCGCAAGACAGGUUCGACCUCGAAAUCGUCUCGAAAUAAUGGGAAAGGAGGGAUAUCUUUAUCAAGGAAUUUUGUUGUCGAAUAUUCGAAUACUCCAGCGCAGGACCAGUCUAGUUUUGUCCAGUUGGUAGAGAUAGAGGCUGGCCGUGGCGAUGAUAAUAAAUCAUGA
Molecule: messenger RNA, 1284 nt
Organism: Venustampulla echinocandica
Lineage: Eukaryota; Fungi; Ascomycota; Leotiomycetes; Helotiales; Pleuroascaceae
Exons: 8
Coding region: 1-1284 (427 amino acids)
Source: RefSeq, a predicted model, not a curated record